AUGGAUAAUGAAACUACUAUAUGUAUUUGUCCUCGAUGUCUUCAGAAAAAUCCUCUUGGAGUUUCUAUAACUAAAAAAACAGCCUUAAAUCAUCAACGAGCAUUUUUAUGGGUUCAACAACUUGAAGAACAAAUUGAUGAUAGCUAUGUUAAUUUUAAUACACGUCAUUUAAAAAAAAAAAAAAAAGAAAAUGAAUUUAAUGAAGAAAAAGAUUAUAAUAGCAAUUUAAAUUUAAUGAAUAUUGAAGAAAAUGAAUUUGAUGAAGAAGAAAAUUAUAAUUAUCAAUAUAUAGAAUCUAGUGACUUUAAUGAGACAAUACAAUUAAGUCCAAAUUUAAGUCAAAAUUCAUCAAUUUAUACCAAUGAUAAUAAUUCAGAAAAUUCAUUUAAUAGUCAAGAUAAUAAUUCAGAAAAUUCAUUUAAUAGUCAAGAUAAUAUUGAUGAUUUGUAUCAAAACUUUGAAAUAGAAGAAUACUCAAAUGAUAUACUUUUAGAAACCAAUGAAGAUUUAACAAAUAAUCAUAUUUAUUAUCCUUUAAAACCUCCUCGUAGUUAUUCCAAAUUUCCAAAAUAUAAUAUACGAGACCUUCCACUUCGUAAUCAUAAUAAGUAUGAUAAAUUAAGUCAAGAAUGGCAAAAAUUAUCAACUGAUAAAGCUAAAAAGAAAUUUUCACAAGAAACAG
Molecule: messenger RNA, 682 nt
Organism: Dentiscutata erythropus
Lineage: Eukaryota; Fungi; Glomeromycota; Glomeromycetes; Diversisporales; Gigasporaceae
Source: the annotation of a GenBank genome assembly